This is a messenger RNA of Neomonachus schauinslandi (Hawaiian monk seal), 468 nucleotides long. It is a transcript of the gene GAPT, whose product is annotated as GRB2 binding adaptor protein, transmembrane. NCBI's taxonomy places the organism in Eukaryota, Metazoa, Chordata, Mammalia, Carnivora, Phocidae. Gene Ontology annotation, cellular component: membrane. The record is from RefSeq and is a predicted model, not a curated record. Bases 1 to 468 code for a protein of 155 amino acids. The transcript has a single exon.
AUGUUGAAAAGCUGUGGAAAUACAUCAGUGGCCACUUCAAUAGGAAUUUCCCUUCUUUUCCUCUUGUUGAUCUGUGGGAUUGGGUGUGUUUGGUGUUGGAAACAUGGUAAUCCAGUGCAAUUUACCUUGCCAAAGUUCUUGCAAAGGAGAAGCAGCAGGAGAAAAGGCUGUACUAAAACACUCUCAAGUCUCCUCGCUAUCAGCUCAAGAAAUAAAAUCUCAUUUCAGAACCAAGACUGCAGAUCUUCUGGGAGAGGGACUAACACACAUGGCAGCUAUGAAAAUGUGGAAAGUGGUGCUCCCAAACCUAAAGAAGAAACUGAUAAAGAACUAUAUGAGAACAUUCAGCAGACCAAUUUUGAGGAGCAUAUCUAUGGAAAUGAGACACCAUCCCAAUAUAACUUCCAGAAGCCUAGUACUUCUGAAGUCUCUCAAGAUGAAGACAUAUAUAUUCUUCCAGAUUCAUAA